UGGACUCCCGACUCCAGCUUUUAUGCAUCCGUUGAACGGGUGAGAAAAAACCUAAUUUUGAACCUAGCCCAUUAUGGAGUAGAUACCGGCACUCUAAACACACUGACUUGGGAGCAAGUAUCCACUGAGUGGCUUUGCGCUGCAAACUCGCCACUUGUGCCAUGAUUAAUCCCUCCCCGCACGGCCCUGAACUCGCAAGCACACCGGAGAAUCAAGCCUAGCAGUAUGGGGGAGAGCGGCUCCUCCGAAUGUCAUGGACGAACCCGACGCUUAAGCGCGGAGAUAGGCCUUGGGAGCAACUACUGCGGGGAAGAGGGGCGCGUCUGCCGGAGAAACCAGCAAACCCUCCGAAGAGCUUGCCGGUCCGGGCGGCGGGGCCGAGUUCCUGUUCCAGGCGUGGCUGCUGCGUGCCUUGGGAGAGUGAGUCAGAGGGCUGCCAAGGCGGUUUCCCAAGUGCCGGAGGAAGGCGGGUUGCAGCCUGUGCAAGGAACAGAAUGUUGUCCCCUAGAUGGUUUUCAUUAAGCAAGGCCCGUCCUGCCCUGGCCAGGAUGCUGACUUCCUCCACCAGUGGCUCCCAGGCUUCCCAGACUAUGGAGGAAGGACAUUCACCCAUUCAUGUGAAUAAUGUGCGAAAUAGAUUGAGGGAGAUAGUGGGAGCAUCUACCAAUUGGAGAGACCACGUGCAAGCAAUGAAUGAAAGAAAAGCUUUACAUACCCUCCUUGCAAAAAAACAAGCUGACCUGCCCCCUAGGAAAAUGAGAGACAGCUAUAUAGAAGUUAUCCUGCCUUUGGGAAGUCAACCUGAAAUAAGAGAAAAAUAUCUGAACGUGCACAACUCGGUCAGGUUUGGCCGAAUUCUUGAAGAUCUUGAUAGCUUAGGAGUUCUGAUUUGUUAUACACACACAAAGCACGAAGCUGGUCAGAUGUCUCCUUUGUCGAUUGUUACAGCGCUGGUGGAUAAAAUUGGGUUAUGGAAGCAGGAUAUUCGUCCAGACUGUGAUAUCAAGUUCGUUGGGAAUGUUUCAUGGGUAGGAAGGACAUCAAUGGAAGUAAAGAUGCACAUGCUUCAGUUUCACGAUGGUGCCUAUUGCCCUGUAUUAGAUGCAACUUUUGUCAUGGUGGCCCGUGAUCCAGAAAACAAAAGGCCAGCAUUUGUGAAUCCACUGAUUCUUGAAAGUCCAGAAGAGGAAAAAAUCUUUAAGGAAGGAGAAGCAAACAAGACCAGAAGAGUUGAUUCCAGUAGGGCUUCCUUGCUAAAAAUGGCUCCCACUGCAGAGGAAAGAAACAUUGUACAUGACAUAUUUCUUAAUACACUGGACUCAAGGACGGUGAGUUUUCGGAGUCGGCUGCUGCCACCCACCGCAGUGUGGAUGGAAGAUGCAAAACUGAAGGGUCUGGAAAUCUGCCACCCUCAGGAACGCAACAUUUUCAAUAGAAUCUUUGGGGGAUUUCUCAUGAGGAAGGCAUAUGAACUUGGAUGGGCUUGUGCCUACAGCUAUGGAAACUCCCGGCCUUAUGUGGUAGCUGUAGAUGAUAUCAUGUUUCAAAAACCAGUUGAAAUUGGAUCUUUGUUAUUACUUUCUGCCCAGGUAUGCUAUACUGAAAAUAAUAAUGCCCAGGUUCGAGUACACAGUGAGGUGUAUGAUCCAGCUACCAGAGUGCACCAUACAACCAAUGUCUUCCAUUUCACAUUUAUGUUAGAAAAUGAGAUACCAAGUAUUGUUCCCAGAACAUAUGGCGAAUCCAUGCUGUAUUUGGAUGGGAAGCGGCACUUUGAUUCCGCCAUGAAAGAAAACAUAGCACCCUAGCAGAGUGCCACCUUUGGAAGGAGAUCGCCUUGGAAACUUUAAGCAUAUUGCUUUUCCACAGGAGGAAAAUAUCAUUUCUGCCAUUAAAAACAGUAUGAUGAUCAUGAAUGCAGAAAUACUCUAAAACACUUUUCUAUCCAUUUAUUGUUUAUUUAUACAUAGUUUUUAGAUUGCUUUUUGUAUUUCAUAUUGGUAUUUUAUGUAUUUUUAAUGCAAAAAGACAAACUACCGGUGUAUGUAUGUAUAUAUAUAUAUAUAUAUAUAUAUAUAUAUAUAUAUAUAUAUAUAUAUAUAUGGCCACCACAGUGGUAAUUUGCAAAGUGAAAGGUAGAGCGUGAAGGAAAUGCAGUGUGGAAUUCUGCUGCUGAACAACUUUUGCAUUCUUCGUUACUCAGAGGUGGUGAUCAGUAUACCAUUUAAAUUUAUAUGCUUAUACUUAAAUGUUUUCUACCACUGACUUCAGUCUGAUAAAAGCAGCCAAAGCUCCUGCACAUUAAUUGAAAAGGGUUAAGCAGUUACAUGGUGUGUCAAGGGCACACCAGGUCCAUGAAGACCAUUACCCUGCCUAUCACAGUAGAACUUCUCUUGAUUUCAGCCUUUGAUAAACUCCUACCAGAUAUGGAAAUGUUUUAAUGAAUAAUGUAUUAUAUCCUAUAAUAAAAAAAAUCAUACGCUUGAUUGACAUAAUCUUGUUCUUAGAAGCUACAAAAAUAUAUUCCAGAUUGCUUCAUAUCACGUCUGGUAAUCUACACUCACAUUGAAAAUGAUUUGGCAAAGAUGGUGUUCCAAAUUGUGUUUUUAAACUGUGCAUCACUGAAGCCCAAGAUUCCUUUUGGAGCUUUACCAUUUUGUUUUUUCUUCUUUUCAUAGAAGUUUCUCUAUGCCAGUUGCAUUUUGAAGUUUUGGGCUAUUCAAAACUGAGAAUGCAACUCACCCUUGUGGAUGUGUGAAGCAUAACCAUGCUUCUACUAUGGAUAUAUUGAGAUACCCAUCACAUUACUGGAUGUCCUGCAUCUGAGAAUAAAGAUACUUGACACUGUA
This is a messenger RNA of Zootoca vivipara (common lizard), 2849 nucleotides long. RefSeq names its product acyl-CoA thioesterase 9 (gene ACOT9). Gene Ontology annotation, biological process: acyl-CoA metabolic process. Lineage: Eukaryota; Metazoa; Chordata; Lepidosauria; Squamata; Lacertidae. Gene Ontology annotation, molecular function: fatty acyl-CoA hydrolase activity. Gene Ontology annotation, cellular component: mitochondrion. The record is from RefSeq and is a predicted model, not a curated record.